Messenger RNA from Rhizoctonia solani, 1743 nucleotides. RefSeq names its product alpha/beta hydrolase family protein. The coding region runs from base 1 to 1743 and encodes 580 amino acids. NCBI's taxonomy places the organism in Eukaryota, Fungi, Basidiomycota, Agaricomycetes, Cantharellales, Ceratobasidiaceae. The transcript is spliced from 15 exons. The record is from RefSeq and is a predicted model, not a curated record.
AUGGUGCGGCGUAACCAAGUCCUGAGGAUGAGUACUAUCCUCUGUCUGGCUGAAAGCUGCAGGGGUACUUUUCUAAACGAUGAGAUCUUACUUAAAUCUCGCGUCGUCGGCGACGUAGAAUGGCAUCAAUGCCCAGAUAUCACAGAUCCACUUAUCGAGUGUGGUACAAUCGUCGUUCCACUUGAUUACUUUAACGCUAGUGCUGGAACCGCAACGAUCGCUCUAGGAAAGUAUAAAGCACUAACGAGCCCUAAAAAAGGCACCGUAUUUCUAGGCGCCGGGGGACCUGGUGAUCUCGGACAGCUCCUCGCAAUCGAUGCUGGAGAGUUCUUCAGUUCUAUGCGCGUCGGAACUGAUUACGAUAUUAUUGGAUUUGAUCACCGCGGGAUGGGUUCAACGACGCCCACAGUCACCUGUUUCAAGUCGCGUGAAGAAAAAGACGUAUUUUAUCGAAAUACAGUGUUCGAAUUAGGGUAUACCCAACCGCCCAAUGUUACAGAAGAUCCAUUUGCCAGGCUAGAUUUGGUCCUUCAGUACCGUCAAGCAACCUCUAUGUUUGAAACACAAGCAAAGCUUUGUGCUCUAAAUAUGCCCGAUGGAGGUGCCAGCCUGAAGUACAUGGGCACUCCAACUGUGGCCCGGGAUAUUGAUUACAUGAGUAAAAUGAUUACAGGUCCAGAUACACCCAUCAACUUUUACGGGGGAUCUUAUGGGACAAUUUUAGGGUCGUAUCUGGUCAAUAUGUUUCCUGAUCGCGUUGGCCGUGUCGUAAUCGACGGGGUUGCCGAUCCAAUUAGUUGGACUACAAAGCACUCCUACGAAUGGAUGGACGGCUGGCUCAACCAGACCGAAGCUGACUACGAUUGGUUUUUGCGCGCAUGCAUUCAAGCUGGACCGACUAAAUGCGCAUUGGCGACUGGGGAUAAUACUAUAGAAGGGCUCAAGGCUGAAAUCCAAGCAUUCUUAGAUCACUUAUACUAUCACCCCAUGGCUUCACCCAACAGCACAACACCUGCAUAUCUGACCUCUGGGGCCGCACGCGCAUCCCUCUUCCUUGGAAUCCUCCGACCACGAACAUGGUCACCUAUCGCUGAAAGUUUGAAAAAAGCAAUGAACGGAGACCCUACUGCGAUCAUGAAUGACCUGGUGCCGGACUCAAGCCGUCCAGUAGCAGAUAAAGGAGAUUUGUAUCGCUACGCUGUAACUUGCUUGGACGCACUUCCAUUCGAUGAUCCCUCCACCUGGCCAACAGCCGAGCAACUGGCCGACCAAGCUAUAAAUCGUAUACGGAAGGUCUCUCCUCAUUUCGGCAUCAGCGCUACACUUUCCGAACCUGAUGGUGGUUGCGAGUUUUGGCCCGCAAAAGGAGUAGAAAGAUUCACCGGCCCAUGGAAUCAUACUUUGGCCUACCCAAUUCUUGUUGCCUCAACCGCGGUCGAUCCCAGCAUAACCCCAUUAACAAGUGCGAAACUUGUCAAUAAACUUUUAGGAAACUCGUCUCGUUUAUUGGUUCAGAAUAACCCAGGACACGUCACUCUAUCUGGCGUGUCAACGUGCACCGCAAAAGUGUUCUUGGCCUAUUUUGGAAAUGGUACAUUGCCAGAAGACGGGACUGUAUGCGAAACCGACACACAACCAUUCGGACUGAGCUCCCCGAUUAACGUUACUAAAGAAGAUUUGGAGCUAUCGAAACGGAUGGAGGAGCUACACAACAAGAUAUCUCUGACCCGGCGUUGGUUUUGA